Molecule: messenger RNA, 2497 nt
Organism: Physcomitrium patens
Lineage: Eukaryota; Viridiplantae; Streptophyta; Bryopsida; Funariales; Funariaceae
Product: nucleobase-ascorbate transporter 2
Biological process (GO): transmembrane transport
Cellular component (GO): membrane
Molecular function (GO): transmembrane transporter activity
Source: RefSeq, a predicted model, not a curated record
UCAAGCUCUCUGUCACGACUCACAAUCUCACCCAUUCGACUCUCGUUGUCUCACUGAUUGACGUCCCGCUGCUCCCUUCCGCCAGUUUUGAUACUGUCCCUCUCGAACUGUGUGCGUCCACCUGUGGAUCAUAGAUCGUUUCGAGAGCUCAGUGUAGCUUGUGCCUGGCGUGCUUGGGUGUCGUAGCCAUUCCCCUGCUUGCGCCAGAACGGUGCCUGGGUCUGAAGAGCAUUCGAGUGUUCGUUUGUGACCUCGUUGGGUUGGUGAGCUGCCGUUGCAGUUGCUUGACUGCGGGCAUUUCUGGACAUGAUGGUACGCUUGAAGUUGGCGUCCUGAUUUUGGUGAUCAGUUUUUACAGAGUGGGUGACUGGCCGUUUCUUGCGUUCCUCGGUGGUGGACUGGUGUGAAUUGUGUUCAGAGGGCGUACAAGGUGAUGUCGAGAAGUGUUCAAUUAAUUCGCAUUAGCGACUGUUUUGGAACACAGUAGUUAGAAGGUAGCUGUCGAAGGGAGAAAGGUCCGUAGGAUGGCAGCCCCAGCAGUCGUCGUGGCUGGGCCGCCUCCGAUCAAGGAAUCGGAUAUGCACCACCACGCAUUGGAGCAAUUGCCUGGCCUGGCGUAUUGCAUCAACGAUAACCCGGGAUGGGGGACCUCAUUUGGUCUUGGAUUUCAGCACUAUCUGACAAUGGUUGGGACAUCGGUGUUGAUCCCACUAGUGAUCAUUCGAGCGAUUGGCGGAGAGCCGCACGAUCUAUCAAGGGCAAUUCAAUCUGUGUUGUUUGUAUCGGCGAUAAAUACUUUAUUGCAGACGUUUUUCGGUGCCCGACUCCCAGUAGUGAUGGGAAAUUCGUUCUAUUUCUUGCCGAUGGUGCUUUCGAUUGUUACUCGUCGAGGUAUUAUUGACUACCCGGACCCCCAUGAGAGAUUUCUUCGGGGAAUGAGAGCCACGCAAGGGGCUUUCAUUGCGGGAUCGUUCUUGAACAUCAUACUCGGUUUCAGUGGCCUGUGGGGCGUGACAAUGAGGUACAUCAGUCCCAUUGUCAUCGCGCCAGUGACAACACUGGUUGGAUUGGGGCUAUUUGAACGAGGGUUUCCAGGGGUGGCGAAGUGUGUUGAGAUCGGCAUCCCAGCCCUUCUCAUCUUUCUUGUGUUCUCUCAGUAUUUAAGGCACUUCAGAGCACGUGACCACCACGUCUUCGAGCUGUAUUCUAUCACCUUCGGUGUGGUCAUUGUGUGGGUCUUUGCAACGAUCCUUACAGUGGCUGGUGCGUACGAUCACGCCAGUGAACUAGGGCAAAGAAACUGCAGGACCGAUCGAUCAGGCCUUGUUUCGGCUGCUCCAUGGGUAAGGAUAUCAUAUCCAUUCCAAUGGGGCUCUCCAACUUUCGAUGCGGCCGAUGUCUUUGGCAUCAUGGCGGCCUCAUUUGCAUCUCUUGUGGAGUCGACGGGCGGGUUCUAUGCCGUAUCCCGACUCGCUGGAGCGACUCCUCCUCCUCCGUAUGUCAUCAGCCGAGGUGCUGGAUGGCAGGGGGUUGGGUUGCUUCUAAAUGGUUUCUGGGGGACGUUAACGGGGACCACUGUGGCACCUGAGAACGUCGGGCUGGUUGGGUUGACGAGGGUCGGCAGCAGGAGAGUAGUGCAAAUAGCCGCACUAUUUAUGUUUUUCUUUUCCAUCUUUGGGAAGUUCGGUGCUGUCGUAGCUUCGAUUCCUCAGCCAAUCGUGGCAGCCAUACUGUCUCUGACGUUCGGCAUGGUUGCUGGGACCGGAAUCUCACAACUGCAGUUCGCAAACAUGAACUCGACGCGGAACUUAUUCGUGGUGGGAUUUGCACUUUUCAUGGGCUUCUCUGUGCCUCAGUACUUUAGAGAAUUCGAGCUAAGGGCUGGACACGGCCCCGUGAACACCAACUCUCGAUGGUUCAACGACAUUCUCAACACUCUCUUCGGUGCCCCCGUCGUGGUCGCUUUCAUCGUAGCGACAGUGUUGGACCUGACCUUGACCAGGCACGUCUCGAAGAGGGACAGAGGCAUGUUGUGGACUCGUAAGUUCCGUAACUUCGGGCACGACAACCGGAACUACGAGUUCUACCGACUCCCUGGUGGCCUGCACAAAUUCUUCCCGCCGACAUAAUCGCCCCUUUCAUCUGAUACCCUGUGAAGCGUUUUUCGCUUGUACUAGGAUGUCUCGUGCUGUACCAUACUCUCCAAAUGGACAAGCGGGCCCCUACUUGGGGUCCUGGAAUCGUACUAGCUCAGGUGUGGAAGUCUGUGGAUACCGUAAGGUGGGAGGCUACCGGCAAAUAACAUUUGGGAGCUAGUUGGGCAUCAGCGGGUCAUUGCGUAUUCGGUAUGGUUUAGGUGCAAUUUUGUAAUUUAACUGCACGCAUUUCCGAGUGUAUAUGAAGUAAAUGCUUGCUAAGCUAAUGAUCAGGGUAUGUUUAUGAUUGGCCCUGACAAGCAAAUUGAAUUGAAAUAUAGUUAAAUUUGUACUCUUAUCUU